UCCUCGUAAAGAAAGGAUAUUCGUUACAUUGUUGUUAAGUUGUUAUUAUAAUUUCCAAACAAAAAACCAACAAACUAACAAACCAAAGCAAAAUCAACACAACCAAAAAAAAAAAAAAGAAAAAACACACUCACAAAGCAAAAAAGCAAAAACAAAAAACAAAAUAAAACACCACGAAAUAAAAACAACUUGAAGGCGGAAAAUUCAAAAAUACAAAAGCGAAAAUAAAUAAAUAAAACAAAAGUAUUUCAAACUGACGACGCGUACAAAAAUCCGCAGCAAAGGCGUCUGCGAAAAUAAACAAACAACACGAAAACCACAUGAACUUUUUUUCCAAAACCAAAAAUAAAUAAAUCUUAUUGGUCUGUGAUAAGUGAAGGUAAAGCAAAAUUCAAUAAAAAAAAAACAACAACAAACAAAAGCAAAUAAAUAAAAAAAAAGUUAGAACAAAAAACCGUAAAAAUAAAUGCGUGCAGCAACCGCAAAGAGAAACUUUUGAAAUUAAUAAAAAUUUGUAGAAAUCAUUUAACGCAUCAAAUGAUUUCCACGUAACAUUGAACAAAGCGCAAACAAACAGCAAAAGCAAAUAAAACAAGUAAAAAAGGAAAACAAACAAAACUACAACAACAGCAAUUAAAAGUGCGGUUUCACACAAAAAAGAAAAACAAAAAUUAUUUAGUAAAAUUAUAGCACGAUUUGAUGAUAGACAUCAACUGUGAGGCAGCACUUCAUUAAACAUCAAAGCGAAUUGCGUUUAACCGCAAAACGUGAAACACCAACCGAGCAGCAGCAAUCGAGCAGCAGCAGCAGCAGCAACAACAACAGCAAAUAUCAGCAAAGAGCAACGCAGAGCACAUUGCAAAGUGCAAAGUGAAAAAAUGUUGGCAAUGCCCACGCUAAUGAUGCCAGCAACAGCACAGAUGACGCUCAGUGGCAAGCCGUAUGAGACCAAAUUGUUGGCCAUCCAUCAGACGCAUUUGCAGCAACCGCAGCAGCAACAACAGCAGCAGCAGCAGCAACAGGCGCCAGCACCGCAGCAGCAACAGCAGCAGCAACAACACCAGGCGAGCGUUAAGCAGCAAUCGCAGCAAUCGUCGCAGCAAAUGUCGAUUAUAACCACGCAGCAACAGCAGCAUCCGCAGUCUCAGUCGCCGCAUCAGCAGCAGCAAUCGCAGCAGCAGGCUGUCGCUGCCGCUGCAGCAGCUGCCGCAGCCGCUGCCCAUCAUCAGCAGCAGCAACAGGCCGCUGUGGCAGCCGCCGUUUGUGCCGCCCAACAGCAGGCGGUUGCUGUGCAACAGCAACAGCAGCAGCAACAAUAUCAAAUCCAUUCGCAGCAACAGUCGCCGCAGCAAGUGCUCAGCGUUUCGCCUAAGCAGGAACAAUUCCACAUCUUUGUCGGCGACUUAAGUUCAGAAAUUGAAACUCAGCAAUUGCGCGAGGCAUUCACACCAUUCGGCGAAAUCUCCGAUUGUCGCGUUGUGCGCGAUCCACAAACCUUGAAGUCGAAGGGUUAUGGAUUUGUGUCCUUCAUCAAGAAAUCGGAAGCUGAGAGCGCCAUUACGGCCAUGAACGGGCAAUGGCUUGGCUCGCGCUCAAUUCGCACGAAUUGGGCUACACGGAAACCGCCGGCGAGUAAAGAGAACAUCAAGCCGUUGACUUUCGAUGAGGUCUACAACCAGAGCAGUCCCUCCAAUUGCACCGUUUAUGUGGGCGGCGUCAACAGCGCCCUCACCGCACUCAGCGAGGAGGUGCUGCAGAAGACAUUUGCUCCCUAUGGCGCGAUACAGGAAAUACGCGUCUUCAAGGACAAAGGAUACGCAUUUGUGCGCUUCUCCACUAAAGAGGCAGCUACUCAUGCCAUUGUUGGUGUGCACAACACCGAAAUCAAUGCACAGCCCGUGAAGUGCUCGUGGGGCAAGGAGAGCGGCGAUCCAAACAAUUCGCAGACCAUGGCCAGCCAGGCAUUGAACAGCGCCGCCGCUGCCGCUGCCGGUUUUCCGUAUGGCGUGAGUGCUGCGGCAGCUGCUGCCGCUGCCUAUGGCCAGCAGUUGGCUGCCACCGGUUGCUGGUAUUCACCGACGCCAACUUAUCCGGCUUCGUCGGCCACCGCGGCCGCUGUCACACCGGCAGCGGCGGCGGCCAGCGCUGCGGCCGUGCAAAAUCAAUUCCUGCAGGGCAUCCAGGGCUAUCACUUUGGACAGUAUGGCGGCUACCAGCAAGGAUAUAUGGGAAUGGGCGUGCAGAUACCAGCCACCUGGCAAGGCGUUACCCAAGCUCAGAUCUCGCCAGCCCAGCAAUUGGCAACGGGCGUGGCAGGCACAGCCAUACCACAGGCUGCCGGCGUUGUUGCCUAUCCGAUACAGCAGUUCCAAGUGAGCCCACAGUUGCCAGAAGAUGAAUGGUUAGCUGCAAAUUUAUUGUGUUAGAAAACAAAUAUAAAAAACAGACAAAAACAAUGCCGAUUUAAUGCAAGGAAAUAUGUGUGUUCCACAAGUCUUUUCGAUCUGACGAUUUGCUAAAACUUCAAAAUACAAAAAAUAGCACCUAUUGUCCUUGCAGAGUCUUUUAGUUUCAGUCUACCUCGUUGUCAAUUGUAGACUCUACACAAAUUGCUAAAUUGUAAAAGGUUUGUGGAACAGAGUUUAGCUAACACUAGUGAGAAUAAAUGCCCAAUUACACACACAUAACGUACGUACAUACCGAUAUAUACUCGUGUGUAUAGAUAUUAUAUAUAUACUUAUAAAUAUAACAAUCAAAAUAUGCCAUCGAAUGAUAUUAUAUGAUAUUAGCCAUAAUCAUAAACACACACACACACACACAUAAAUACCAAUUUAAUCGUGUAAUCGAAAUACAAAUCCAAAGAUAUAUAAUUUUAACAAGAACAGAAAGCACUCCAUAAACACUGAUUCGGAAAAUACCGUGAAAUAUACCACAAAAUACCAUAAACAUGCCAGAAAAAUACCCAACACACUCAAUCAUAUGCAUAUAGAGUAUAUAUAAAUGUGAAUAUAGAGAAUAAAAGAGUUAUAGAGUGCUUAAAUAGGCUUCACUAGCUGAAAGGAAUAGAGAGACACACACACAUACACACACAAGCAUACAAAACAGAACUAGAAAGUGAAUUAGAAAUACCUAACAUAUAUAUGUUUAAUGGUUUAUGUAGUUGGUAUUCAAAACAGAAAGAACAUGCUUAUAUAACAUACAUACAUCAAUACAUAUAGCUAUACAUAUUUUAGAACUAGACAGACAUACAUAUACAUACAUAAACAUAGCAUACAUAUGUGUGUGUGUGUGUAUAUAUCAGCAAAACAUAUAAAUAUAUACAGACACACAUACACACACACAAAAUCGAGCAAUCAAAUAUAGCUGCGGCACAUAGUAUAUAAUAUUUAUAUAGAUAUGUGUUUAUACAUGCAAUAUAUAUGGCAUACAUACAUAUAUAUAUAUUCAUGAAUAUGUAGGAGUAUGUCUUGGUUGACAAAUUACAACAAGAACAACAGCAACAAAAAAUGUUCAAAAUGAAAACCAAUUAAAAUGAUAAAAAACAGGCAAAUAACAUGUAAUAGCUCGCAUGUUGUAUGGUUUAUGUAGAUGAUGUACGUAUCGAGCAAUUAAACUUGAUAUCAUUUCACUUUGGACAUUUGUGUUUGAUGGGACAACAGCAGAAGAGAAGAGGAGAAGAGAGGAAAGUUUCAUGAUUUGCAUAUGGCGCGUUUUAUCUGUAUUUUUAUGAUUUUACUUUUGACCAUUUUAUUUUGUGAUUUUUAUAUUGUUAACAACAUUUUUAUGGACACAGAGAAUAGUUGAAUUUUUAUAUAUGAAUAUGGGCGGGAUGUGCAAUGCAAUUUCCAUUGGGGGAAUGCAUAACUAACUAAAGUUGUGCACCAAGUUGUCCCCAUGGAAGACACAAAGAUAGAACAGAACAGAACAAAACAGACAGACAGACAGGCAUACAUAUGACAUAGAUGUGUAGCUGUAAGUAACUAGCGAGUUGUAAUGUAAACUUAAGAUGUUUUUAGCACUAGAAACUAACACGUAGUUGGACUAUAUGAGAGGCAUUGCAUGUUUAAACCAAAAA
This is a messenger RNA of Drosophila albomicans, 4075 nucleotides long. Its product is annotated as cytotoxic granule associated RNA binding protein TIA1. The transcript is spliced from 9 exons. NCBI's taxonomy places the organism in Eukaryota, Metazoa, Arthropoda, Insecta, Diptera, Drosophilidae. The record is from RefSeq and is a predicted model, not a curated record. The coding region runs from base 879 to 2426 and encodes 515 amino acids. Gene Ontology annotation, molecular function: RNA binding.